AUGGACAACGGGGUUUAUGGAUCGCUCCUGAAACCAUGGCCGCAUUUGGGAGAUGACAGGGCUGCACCCGUCAAUCUGGGACAUUUGCACCUGAUUCUGGUGGCUCCGCCGCCACCAGUGGAGUGGGUUUCUUCUUCCUUUUUCUCCACUGGGGCAUCUGGUUCAGGCGGUGGGAGUGGAGUGGGUUUAUUCCUCCUUUUUCAACACGGGGAAUGGUGGAUUUGGGACGUGGUUUUGGGCGGCGUGGAGGCUGAAGGCUUUCUGGCGUGGAGGGUAAAAGCUAUUGCCGACACAGAGGCGGAGGCGGUGGUGGUGGUAGUGCCGGCACAGAGAAGACAUGGGGAAGAAAAUCACAGGCUACAUCCGGGUGCUUGGAGAGGUAUUCCAAGUGGCCUUGAGGAAAGUACACCACGGUCGUCCCCUUUUAGGAAACGAAAUCAAAGUCCCAACACAAGCAUGACAUAG
This is a messenger RNA of Fraxinus pennsylvanica, 465 nucleotides long. The record is from the annotation of a GenBank genome assembly. NCBI's taxonomy places the organism in Eukaryota, Viridiplantae, Streptophyta, Magnoliopsida, Lamiales, Oleaceae.